AUGCAUCGAUCACAACAAUCACGUAAACGUCAUUCUUCAUCAUUUAUUAAAUUUGUUGCUCGUCUUCAACAUACAUUUUCUUCAAAAAAUAUUAAAUCAUCAACUCCUAUUGUUCAGCAACAAUUAUCUCAUCAAUCUAAUUCUACUCCUCUUCCUAAAUUUCCAUCAUUUUCAAAUUUUAAUUAUCCACGUUGUCGUUUAUCACAAAUUCUUUAUGAUCCAUCACGUCAAGUUGAAUAUUUAAGUGAAAUUGAAGAAAAAACAAAUUCUGAUUUAUCUGAACAAUCAUUUUCUAUUGAUGAUAAUGAUUCAUGUUAUGAUUCAAUGAGUGAUCAUCGAAAUGAUAAAUAUAAUUUAUCACAAAUGAAUGUUAGUAUGAAUGAUAUUUCUAAUCAUCAAUCUCAACCAAUGAAACUUCUUAAAUUACCUAAUUCAUUGGAUACUGCUCGUUUUCAUUCAACUGCUAUCAAUGAUAUGGGAAAUUUUUGA
Molecule: messenger RNA, 489 nt
Organism: Rotaria sordida
Lineage: Eukaryota; Metazoa; Rotifera; Eurotatoria; Philodinida; Philodinidae
Source: the annotation of a GenBank genome assembly